Triticum aestivum (bread wheat) is the source of this 1798-nucleotide messenger RNA. RefSeq lists its product as uncharacterized. Bases 1100 to 1708 code for a protein of 202 amino acids. The record is from RefSeq and is a predicted model, not a curated record. NCBI's taxonomy places the organism in Eukaryota, Viridiplantae, Streptophyta, Magnoliopsida, Poales, Poaceae. The transcript is spliced from 2 exons.
GGCAAACAUGAAUAAGCCGGUCUAAAAUCCAAAAGUCAAUGAAUCGGAGCAGCAGAAGACGGCACCUGAAGACCUUGUUCCUUCACCAUCAGUGUCGGUUGAUAACCCGCCAGUGACUUCUGACCCUCCUAUGGAGCAAGCCAGUGAUGACCCUUUGAAUCCUGAAGCAUCGAACCAGUGAAGACGUCCGACACACAAAGCAAUGAUGUAGUGAUCACCAAGACCGGCUUUACAGAGCUAGGGAGACCUACUGUCCUGGCCAAGCACUCUGCCAAGGAAGAACAUUUUGAGCAGCGCAAAGUGCGAUUUGAUGUCACCAAUUAUUCUCAACUGAGCAUUGGUGAAAUAUACUCUGGGUUUCUCAGUCAAGUACACAGCAGCCGUGAGCUUCAAGUUAACAUGGUGAAGUAGAUGCACCAAAAAUUUGAGGUAUAGACCCCACCAUUCUUUAAGUUAUGCAUAUCCUGCCAGCCCCCAACUCUACUGUUUAUUUUGAAUAUGAUGUAAACUUGAUCACCAUGAACAUGAAUAACAACCUAUGAAACAAUCCUUUCAAAAUCCGGCUUAAAGCUUGUGUAGUUCUCAUGAGCCGACUAUGGCCGGUUGUAGCAUCAAAGGGUUGUCGUAAAAUUGCAACAAUACAAGCAAUAUGCAUUAGCUCCCAAGUGCCAAGUACUCUUGCUCGCAAAGUGCUUGGGACUUAUUCAUAUAAGACACCACAUAAAUAGAGCUUUCAGUAGACAUUAGCCCCCAAGUGCCAAGUGUUGUUACUUGCAAAAGGCUUGGGACUUAAUGUUUUGAACUAACGUUGAAUUAUGAUUUCACUCCGGUGUAUGAACAGACCACCACUGCUCAACUUCAAUCAGAGCUUUCUGAUUUGAAGACUCACCUAGACCUGCAAGAGGCUGAGACCCAGAAGGCGAACUCAAAGUUCGAAUUUAGUGUGGCUGAGGCAGAAAAAUUGAAAGCCGGCGUUGAGGUUGAUAAAACCGCCUGGGCUCAAGAGAAAAUUGCCUUGACACAAUGGGCUGAGAAGGCGGAGGCGGCUCUCCAGGAAGCGACCACUGAACUCACUGGCUUAAAAUGCCAGGUGUCUCAGAUGGUUUCUGCUAUCUUUGGCCCUAGGAGUAGCAACCUCAACCAAGACAUGCUUGUGAAGCUAAAGGUGGUUUGCACAUUGGUGGAGCAGCUUUACACUGGUUCUCAGCGCGCAUUGGCCACAAUUUCUCCGUCCAAUGAAGCCCCCACACUCUUGGUUGAUGUGUUAAGGAAACUUUCCGUCUUGCCCGAGAGGUUUAAUGAAAUGAAGCAAUCAUCAGCGAGAGCCGGGGCUGUGAUUGCCUUAAGCCGGGCCAAAGCAUGGUUACCGGAGUUAGACUCAGCUGAUAUCUCUAUUGGGUAUCCAAGCUUCAAGGAAGACGUCACUCCGUUUGACCAUAAGGACUUUGCUGCUUGCGUGAAGGAUAUAUGUCCUUUGGCCAGUCUGAUCGCCAAUGAGACAGACCUCACCAAAUACCAACCGGCUUACGAUGUGGGAAAUCAGAAGAUGCCAAGACCGUCUUACAAAGUGAAAGACCUGAUCCCCCCAAUCUGUAAGCACACUUUUGCUCCUGAAGUUGACCCGUCCAAGCUAAUUGAUGAUGAAGCUGAGUUCCAAGCUUUGAGUGGCAUUGACUGGUCGUCACCAACCUUCCAGGAUGUAGAAUAGGACAAAGAAGCGGAGAGGGAUUAUGCGGAAGCGUCAGGCCAUCAAGAAGAGUUCAUAUUUGUGACCUUCUGAAAAUAUAGUUAAUCAUCU